Molecule: messenger RNA, 507 nt
Organism: Colletotrichum spaethianum
Lineage: Eukaryota; Fungi; Ascomycota; Sordariomycetes; Glomerellales; Glomerellaceae
Exons: 2
Coding region: 1-507 (168 amino acids)
Source: RefSeq, a predicted model, not a curated record
AUGGCGUCGCACAACGACUACAACGAUAUCAAGGCUUCGGCCAAGGAGAACGCCGCCGGCGUCUUCGCAUACAGCCAGCGCCAGAUGAACCGCGUUGUCAGCCAGGACACGCGACAGAGAGCCUACGGCAACGCCUACAACUUUGCCCAGGAGCAGCCCUUCCUCUUUGCCUUCCUCCUUGCCCAGCUCAUCUUCUCCUUCCUCCCCAUUCUCGUCUUCGUCUCGUUCUCCGCCUCGACCAUCGCCUUCGCCUUCGGAGCCGCCGCCGUCUUCUCCCUCUUCUGGAUCGGUGUCGCCCUCCUUUUCCUCGUGCCGACCCUCUUCUUCACCUGCUCCAUCGCCGUUCUCGUCUGGGUCUGGGCUGCCGGCAGCUUCGUUGUUGCGAAGCGCUUGUAUGAGAUGUCGCCCAUCCGUGCUAAGGGCGAAUUGGAGGUGGACGCGCCCAACGGCAAGACGUACGCCGUCACUAAGCACGAGGACGGCGUUCAUGCGCAGUCGUACAACUGA